Messenger RNA from Colletotrichum scovillei, 1839 nucleotides. Its product is annotated as methyltransferase OMS1. The transcript has 5 exons. The record is from RefSeq and is a predicted model, not a curated record. The coding region runs from base 1 to 1839 and encodes 612 amino acids. Lineage: Eukaryota; Fungi; Ascomycota; Sordariomycetes; Glomerellales; Glomerellaceae.
AUGGCUUCACAACAGGAUCUUCAGGAACUGCUAAGGGUCAUCACCUCUCGGAAGGGAGUGACGAUGAUGGCUGCAAUGGGCCAGGUCAAAGCACUGCAAACAGUGGAGCUUCGAAGCAUCCAGCAGAUCAGUGACGCUCCGCUCGACCUGAUAGAGCGUGGUCUAGGUGAUUCAAAGUCGGCCAAGGCUUUACAGACCGCAUGCAAGAUCCACCUGAAGAGGGCAAAUACCAAAAGAUCCGGGGAUCAUCUUACCUCUCCAAGUGGGAAGCGUCCCAAGAAUUAUCAUCCCAGCGACAACUCCGAAGGCCCUGCUCAAAGUGCAGAGGACAUGGAGGCUGCCCUGAGUCUUCCUGUAGUUACGGACGAGAAGGAGAUCGCCGAAGCGUCCAUAUACACCAAUCGGGCGCCACUGAUGUUGGCCUUCGUGUUGGAACUUCUCAGGCACACAAUGCCAAUGCAGCCCAUGUCGAGUCGUCUAAGCUUGGCCCAGGCUGUUGUAAGCGCCAACUCAAAGUCAAAGGCCAUCAGCAUUGGACUGACCACGGCCGCCAACGAAGACAGCUCGUGGGGCGAAGGACAACCAAAGGUCAACAUCAUGGGCAGAGCUAUAGCUGUUCUCAAGAGGGGCGACUUCGACUUGCAAGGCAGCGCUUUGGUGGCCCCGGAAUUUCCAGGAAGGGCUUCAGGUGAUAGUCUGCAGGGCAGGAAGCCGUCAGACUCCUCGAAGCAAGACCUUAGCAGCAUUGCAUUGACGGAAAAUCCCUGGUCCGCCAGCCGUCAGGUCACUUUCAACUACGCCACUCGUCGUGCCAACCAACUUAAACCCACUCCCACCACUUCGAAUACUCUCGAAACAGCCGAUGCCAUCUUCAAGGCCAGAAAGAUACCUUUGCUUGCCUCCGGGGUAGUAGCUUUGGGUCUAGGAAUCUAUAUCAGUCUUUUGGCAUCUUCGUUCUAUUCUUCGACCUGCCAGGAGAACCCAGAGCCAGCGCCAGAUGCAGUUCCGACAGGGCGACCUCACAUCUUCACCAAAGAUUCUGCCAAAAGAUUUGACCAAAGUCUCGAGGGCUCAGAAUGGCUAAUGGGUAUCACUUCUCUGCGGAAAAGGCUUGCUGCAGAGGCUUCUGGACAUGUGCUUGAAGUCGCCAUGGGCACCGGCCGUAACCUUCCCUUCUACGACUGGAAUCAAAUUAUCAGCUCUCGAAACUCAGCAACUCAGGCGCUUGCGGCACCAAAGGCUAAUGCACAACCAUCCAAGCCCGACGCGGUACCGAUGAUCUCCUAUACGGGAAUCGACAUUUCUGAUGAAAUGCUCGGCGUUGCUAUCGAAAAGCUAGCAGAAAUUGUGCCAGAGCUGGCUGAUGUCGACCCAAUAACUGAGAAGGAAAUUGCGCCGACUCCGGCUGAGCGGAAUGAUAUUUCCUACCUUGCAGGAAGACUACGAAUACUCCGAUCAGACAUUCACGAACAUAUUCCUUCGCCCCCACAGCAAUCUUGUCCACAAGCUAAAUACGACUUCAUCUGUUCCACAUUUUCCCUCUGCAGUGUCCGCGACCCGGAACAAAUGGUUCGGGAUUUGGCUAGCAAAGUAAAGCCGAACACAGGCAAGAUCGUCCUAGUCGAGCAUGGUAGAGGAUGGUGGGGAUUUGUUAAUGGGUUACUUGAUAAGUCUGCAGCUUCUCAUUUCCAGAAAUAUGGAUGCUGGUGGAAUCGAGACAUUGCUGAGAUUGUCGAGAACGCCGCACAGUGUACACCAGGACUUCAAGUCACAAAGUAUCGGAUCCGGGUGUGUCUUAGGCAACCCCUGGUCUGUAGAUUCGUAGGCGAAGAGUCAUGA